UUUGGGUCCGAAAUCGGGAAUUGGAACGGUGGACACAUGAGCGGCGCCAGCGACAACGAGGACGAAUAUGUUGAGCCUGUGUACCUCGACCUGGAAGGACGAGAAAUGUACUUGGUGAAGCUUCCAAAGGAACUGGGCGCCGCAUGGAAGACCAACACAGACACUGAAGUCGUAUUGGGCACACUCAAGAUGAACAAGCGCGAUGCUGCAGGCUUCCGCAAGGGCCAGUUGAGUGUGAAUCCGGAGACGCUGUCCGAGGAGAUUCCAUUAGAUUACCGUACGGUGCUGGCGCCAACCAACUUGUCCCUCAAGGUGUUCUCGCAAGACGGAUCGGGUCGCAUGGCAAUCGAAGGCAAGAUUACGGAGUCGUGUACGUUGAUGCCGCAACCGGGUGCGCUGUACAAGAAGCAGCUCGGAGACCGGUACAUCAAGUCGAUGCAAAAGGGUACCGUCGUUCCUCUCGAGAGCACGCCGAAGCAGGUGAAGGGCAGCAUCACGCUCAAGAUCCCGAAGCCGCGGGAGAGCGACGAUGAAGAAGAGGAUGACGCAAAGUACAGCAAAGAGAAGGACAGCAAGAAGAUUAAGAUGGACCGCGAAGCCCUGAAGAACGAGAUCUUCAAACAAUUCGAGAAGCGCGACUUCUGGCCGCUGAAGGAGCUCAACUUGCAUUGCCGGCAGCCCGAGGCGUAUUUGAAAGAAAUCUUGCGCGAGAUCUGCAUUUACCACAAGAAAGGGCCGAACAAGAGCUGCUACGAGUUGCAGCCCCAUCUCAAGGGCCAGCACAACAGCUAAGGCAUCGAUCGGACAAGAUCGUUGUUCGGCUCGACUAUAUAUACGAAUGCAUUCGUUUUUUGGAGGCGAUGCUCCUGGUUACGUC
This is a messenger RNA of Aphanomyces invadans, 877 nucleotides long. RefSeq lists its product as hypothetical. Gene Ontology annotation, biological process: transcription by RNA polymerase II; transcription initiation at RNA polymerase II promoter. The record is from RefSeq and is a predicted model, not a curated record. The transcript has 6 exons. The coding region runs from base 37 to 792 and encodes 251 amino acids. Gene Ontology annotation, cellular component: transcription factor TFIIF complex. NCBI's taxonomy places the organism in Eukaryota, Oomycota, Saprolegniomycetes, Saprolegniales, Verrucalvaceae.